This is a messenger RNA of Physcomitrium patens, 3918 nucleotides long. Lineage: Eukaryota; Viridiplantae; Streptophyta; Bryopsida; Funariales; Funariaceae. The record is from RefSeq and is a predicted model, not a curated record.
UUCAUCGUAAUGUUCCACACCGACGGCGUCCGAACGAGUUUCGAGCAGAGCUGAGCAACAGCCGUCGCAAUGGCAACUCCGAGGUGUCAGAGUUCCUCGCCAUGCCCAUCUGCGCUGCAGCUCUUGCGCUUUGCUUGCUUACUGGUGUCACUCAAACACUACCCACCACGAAUCUUCCUCGAGGCCUUCCUGAAACGUAAUCGAAAGCUUGAUUUCGUCAUGGAUAUUGAAGGAAGGCGUUCCAUGUCGUGGUCACCACCAAAAUGGAGGAGGAAGACACUUUGCAACGAGGAUGAAUUUUCAAGCGAUGAGGAUGCCUUACCGUCAGCUCAAUGGAACAGGCGGAUGCAGACAGCUAGAAGUAUGGAGGGUUCAAAGCUAAAACCAUCUGUGAGGCAGUUAAAUACUAUCAAUUUGGAAGAUUCUCAAGCGGAACCUCCAAUUUCUCAUAAUCAAACGGAGGACCAUCUUCAUGGAAGUGGAUGGCAAGAUCCAAUCUGCGUUUUAUUUCAGAAAGCAAAUGAGUGGCAAGAUCCAAUAUGUGCCUUAUUCCAAACUAAGAAUUCAGCAACCUGCACAACAGAAAGUCUUGGCUCAGAUGGGAGCUGUAAGCUGGUGACGCCGCUUGAAAGGAGUACUACAUCGUCCAGCAGGACCAAUUCGGGAAAUGGUGGUUUUGUAGAUUACUCUGUCCAAGAGAAAGAGCUCAAAGGUCCUCCGAAGUCAUUACAGAGCGUGACUGGGUGCUUAUCUUCUGCACAACAUCACCGCCAAGCUACCCUAUUCAAGGAUACGAGAUUUCCGCCUGAGCUAAUCGAACGGGCUAUUCAGCUACACGGUGCUCAAGCCGAUGACUCAAUCGUAUUGCAGUUCCUUCUCGAUUGGCGCGAAAAGAAUGCACUAAAAACUGACUACGAGAAACAAGACAAAAGCUACUUCAAGUUUCAGAACAAAGACAGUAGGAGCACUGAAGAAAAUGUGUCUUUUCUACUAACCAUCAGUCAGCAAAUUGCAAACUCAACGAGAAAAAAUGAAACCGAACAGAUUUGGGACAUUGUCGACUCUGAUUCUUCAGACAGUGAUUUUGAUGACGAUGAUGACGAAACAAUUCAGUCAAUGCCUCAAUCAUCUACUGAUCGGACCGUUGAAGACAGAUCGGAUAAUCCACCUACUUUGUUCAAAAGGGAACUUCCAGCCGGCGAGGGUUAUCGCAACCUUAUGAAAAACCAUGGGUUUGAAGCGAAUGUGGUUGACAGGGCCAUUCAAGAACUAGGAGAGGGCGUUGAGUAUGACAUGCUGCUUGAGUAUCUGCUGUACCUGACGGCUCAACAGUAUUCACAAGCACCUUCAAUCUCGGCAAGUUGUGACAAGCGCGCAAGCGUUACAAAAAACCUUGUUGAAGAGCGUAGUUACCCAUCUAAGGAACAAGCAAGUUGUAAGAAGCCAGUGACUACUGUGGAAAAAUUAAUGGAAGGAUGUGGAAACCCAACCAAGGCUGUUGAACGACCUGUGGCAAAUUGUGAGACUCCUUAUUGGAACGCAAAACAAGACCGAAAAGUUGAUCCAGUUGAUUUCAUUGCAGCUUAUGGCGCCGGAUCGAACAAGUCCGAAAGUGAAUCACAUUCCGACGAAGAUCCACAAGAAGACACUGACUGGUCCUGGUUGCGACAAAACGUAGAAGAGGAUUUAAGUACAAGCAUAAGUGGUAAACGAAAGCUAUGCUACAGUGGUGUGCCUCGUAGAAAACCGAUAGUUCGCCUCAACCACCCAUCGAGUUUAAAGCGAGAACAAUUUGAUCAGCCGCCGCUUAGCCGGAUGCAUGGUAUGAAGCCAGAAAAAUCUGAGGAUUUGCCUCCUAGUCGGCGAUUCAGUGUGAAUCGAGAAAAAUUCGAUGACUUGCCUCCUGGUCGGCGACUUAGUGUGAAGCCAGAAGAAUCCGAUGACUUGCCCAAUAGACGUCCAAUUCAUAUGAAGAAAGAACAAUUGGAUCCACCUCCUUUGCGCAGGAGCCAAUUGUUGAGUCGCAUGCCCAAGGUCAAGGUCGAAUCAUCUCAACGAAGAGGAGUGAUUAAAAUUGGUAAACCUCGACUAAGUGAAGAGGGUAGUUCUGUUAUUAUUAAUAAACACAAAGCAUCCGUGGGAUUUGGGUUGCCUGGUACUACAGUACAGCCUCGUCACUUGGAUGAGGAUGUGAAAGGUGCGCCAUUCUUUUAUUUUGAGAAUGUUGCUAACAUGCCGAAUGAUGAGUGGGAAAGGAUACGGAGGCAUCUCUUUGACAUAGAACCAGAGUUUGUUGAUUCGUUGCACUUUUCUGCGUGCCGACGACCAAGGGGAUAUAUCCACAAUUUGCCAAUUGAAGGAAGGCGGAAGAUUCUCAGAGACCCUCCUAUGACUAUUCAGGAACUACUGCCACAUACGAAAUCCUUUUGGCCAGCCUGGGACCCCAGGACGAAGCUCAACUGUAUAACCACUCGAAUGGGAUCUGAGUUUCUAAUUAAGAAACUUCAUAUUGGAGAAGGGACAGCAUUGCAAACCACAGACCCAAGCCCAGAUCAGCAGAGAGAAAUUCUGCACUUGUGCAGGCACUGGAAUUUGGUUUGGACUGCUCCAAACAUCCCAACGCCAAUUGACGAGACUGAGAUUGAGGCAAUGUUAGGCUUUGAUGCAGGUCAUUCAAGAAACAUCCUCAGCAAUAGAUCUAGAUACAAAGCCCUGGGUAACAGCUUUUCUGUCUAUACCGUAGCAUUUCAUUUUUCGGUUUUGAAACCAUUGUAUCCCAAGGGUAUAAAGGUCUUGUCUCUGUUCUCUGGAAUAGGAGGGGCAGAGGUGGCUUUGCACAAGAUGGGCAUGAAGCUCCUGGUGGUUGUUAGUGUCGAGAUUGAUGAUGGUACACGCCGUUGUCUAGAAGCCUGGUGGGCGACCAGCAAACAAACUGGAGUCUUGAACCAGAAUUACCACAAUAUUAAAGACCUUGGGCGAGCUCAGAUCUCUGAACUUGUGAACAAAUAUGGCGGAUUCGAUUUAAUCGUAGGUGGUACUCCAUGCAAUAAUUUAUCUGGAAGUAACCACGUAACUCGAGUUGGACUUGAUGGAACGCAGUCGGCUGUUUUUUUCGAGUUUUCUCGGGUCGUGGCUGCAGUGCGGGAGUUAACAAUGAGACUGCAAUACAAGAAGUGACCAUCAUAAACUGAAAAUGUGUGCGAGCUGAAGUCAUAAUAUAUAUUCCCCUGGCAGAAAUUUGGAACUUAGUCAUUCAACACCUCAAGAUGCUUGACGCAUCGAGAAGAGGUGCUCUUCAUUUAUUGUUUGUCUGUUGCCUAACGCAACUGUAAACAUCGCAGAAGAGGUUGUGGUUUAUAAAGAAUCUGUAUUGGAUGUGGGCUUAUUAAGAAUUGGAAUGCCUAGGUUUUCAGCUGAUCAUCUUUUGAUUUCAACAACAGUACUGGCGUAGUUGUCAAGUGGAUACGCGUGCUUCAUGGAUGAGCGGAUUAGUCAUUUUGUGUAGUCAAAUAGCAGGAUCAGCGGCUUUCAGAAUAUUCCUGCAGAUUGGAGUUCCUUCGGAAAUUGUAACAAUAUUGACACAUCAAACUGCUCAUGCAAAAAGAACAAUAAUAUGAGAAGGUAGACACUAGACCCGAUGGGUUCAUUUCGACCAAUUGAUUUUAGAAAAGCUUAUUUCACUGUGGGUGACAACACCAAGUUUUACCACCUGUGAACUUCACCACCUCAGGCCAAGGUUUUUUGGAGACCAAGAGCUGCUCCAACAAUAUUAGCUGCCACACCAUCUCAUAGUUCAGAUCAAGCUCAACAAGUGAUGAAGGUUGUCAACAAGUUGUAGAACUGCAAGAAGUAGUAUUACAUAAGAAACCGAAUUUGUUCAAGCCCUGAAGCUCUAAUUUGAUGCUCUAAUUCAACGUG